Molecule: messenger RNA, 535 nt
Organism: Cylicocyclus nassatus
Lineage: Eukaryota; Metazoa; Nematoda; Chromadorea; Rhabditida; Strongylidae
Source: the annotation of a GenBank genome assembly
AAGGUGUAAAUGCAGAAUGCGAGUACUAGUCUUCUUGUACCUUCUCCCAUUAUGCUACUCGUGGCCGUGGGAUAGACUCGUGGGGUGGGUACAGUCAGCUGGGGCAUCAGUGACAUUUCGCUGUAACGGUAAACCGUUCACUAAUGCGAGAGUAACAAUGAUGGACGCGGAGCCUUUACCUGGUGAUGACGAUGCGAUAGGUGGAUCCGUCGAAUCGGACAAAUUUGGAAAAGCUAAAGUUGAAGGCAGUGCUAGAGAGAUAAGUCAAAUCGAACCAUACCUCUUCAUCGAGCAUGAUUGCAUUGGGAUGCCAUGGCGUUUCUGCCUGUUCUUGCCACCAGAGUUUGUAAACUAUGGCCCUAAAGCAAAGAAAUACUGGCAUAUCAAAGUGGAGCUCUCCGAUUUUGAUUGGAUGUUCAAAAAAAGAUGCCGAUUUGACAUAUACCCGGGUGAUCCAAUUCCUUCAAGAUGAUUUGUGCCUGGUAUUUAAGACAUGUGUUGAUGUCAGCCGUAUCCACAUAAACAAGUUUCAAAG